GAAGGAGUACAACUCGUGUAAAAGUCACAUCUCUACAGAUUGUUCAGAUUGUUAAUUGCUGUGCUAAUUGCCACUAUUUGAAGAACCCACCUGCAGUAAACAAGCACGAAUAUAUGUUCGGAUCGAUGGAAUCGCCAAUAUGCCGAGUUUGCCUGGUCAGUGACAAAAGUAUGGUCAAUGUUUUCGAGGCGUCCCAUGAACCAGGCUUAUCCAUUGCGGAUGUGAUAACUAAGUGCACUGGCUGCCAAGUUGAGGAGGAGGAUCCACUGCCCAACACCAUAUGCAUGUCCUGCCUGGAGGAUGCGGAGAACGCAUUCGAAAUCAUAGAAACGUACGAGAGAAGUCACCAGUUUUACUGCUUCUUCAAGGAUGUCCGCGAGGAGGAAAGCGAAAAUGAGGGAUCCUGUUGUUCCGAAGAAGUGGAAUCAGCUGGAGGGGAUGGCCAGGGAAAAAAUGGGAGCGAUGACGAUGUAGAUUCGAGGGGCAAUAAUUUGGAAGCCGUCGACGACAAUAUCGGUUUUGAACCUGAUAUCAAUAAAAACCGCAAGGCCAAGGAGAAACCCAGCUUUAGCUGUUCCUACUGUCCGAAGACCUAUCAAGCGAGAUCCAGUCUGUCGGUACACAUGCGUUCGCACACAGGAGAACGCCCCUUCAAGUGCUCCCUCUGCCCCAAGGCCUUUGGCUACAAUUGUGUUCUUCAGGGACACAUGCGGACUCACACAGGAGAACGACCCUAUAAGUGUUCUCAGUGCUCAAAGACAUUUACAUUUGCGCACAAUCUCAAGGCACACAUGCACAUACACGAAAGAGGAGAAACGCAUAGGUGCUCAUACUGCCUAAAGGGCUUUCUAACUUUUUCCGUUCUUAAGCAACACUUGGCCACGCACCUUGAUAAACAGUUCCAGUGCUCCCAGUGCUCGAAGGCCUUCCCAAACGAACAUGAACUUAAGAUGCACAUGCGAGAUCACCCUGAACGCCUCUUUAAGUGUUCCCACUGCUCAAAGGACUUUCAGCUAAAAGCAUAUCUUAAGCGACACAUGUUAAAGCAUGUUGGAUGCUCUCAAGGCUCAAAACAAUUAUUCAGGCACAACAGCUAGUCCACACAAGGCCAACUAAGUGAUCGCUUUCGUUUUAGGCAUCAUCUGGAUCGCCAUAUUUCAGCGAAAUAUUUUUUUGGAACUUUGUAAGGUUUUUACUUAAGUAACAUCCUGAGAAACACACUGGAUAAAUUAAAAAGAAUUUAUUUCUAAAGGAAGUUUAUUCCUAAGGGUCAUCUUAGGUUUGCUGAUAGUGCAUGCAAUGUAAUGAAUCCUGGACAAGACGACAGUAGCUACAGUGGACGCCAGUCCACGUGUGACGAAGCGCA
Molecule: messenger RNA, 1366 nt
Organism: Drosophila erecta
Lineage: Eukaryota; Metazoa; Arthropoda; Insecta; Diptera; Drosophilidae
Product: zinc finger protein 431
Exons: 2
Coding region: 114-1097 (327 amino acids)
Biological process (GO): regulation of transcription by RNA polymerase II
Cellular component (GO): nucleus
Molecular function (GO): zinc ion binding; DNA-binding transcription factor activity, RNA polymerase II-specific; RNA polymerase II transcription regulatory region sequence-specific DNA binding
Source: RefSeq, a predicted model, not a curated record